AUGGCGCAAAAAGUCUCAGCCGUGCUCCCCAGCGGCUCCGCUCCGGAUUUGCGGCGCAGUCGCUUGGAGAAGCUCCUGUCGCAGGCAAAGCCUACUCCUGCACCCUCAGAGAUUAGCAGGGCUUCUUCAGUGCGGCGCGCGCCGCCCGGAGGGGCGCCCUACAAGCCGGCGCCGCCGGUGCGACUUCCCACCGGGGCAAGUUCGGCCCAUAGACUCGCCAGUGGUGGCACUGAAGCUCUCCGCACCACAAUGCAGUCGUCGGUACCUGCCUUGACGCCGCAGCAUCCAACAGACUCUUCAAGUCGAGCUGCAACCGGAGGCUCUCGCAAGGUCCAAGAGCAGGUGGGCUCCUACAUCAAAAAGCUUGUUGGUGACGAAGCUGGUGAUGGCAUGCUCCAUUGGAGGCUUGUAAAUGAGAUGGACGCAAUUGAUGGCCUGAUCCAGGACAACCUGGAGCGAGAUCGGGCAGCUGAGCAGAAAGCUUUGCAGAGGACCGUGCUGGAAGAGCAGGUGAGAGAAGCUCGGAAGAAGGACCAUGACUUCAAGUCUUCCAGAAUGCAUUGGGGAAGCAAAAUCCAGGCUGAUGCAGCUCAGUGGCAGGAAGAGGAGAGGUUGAAAAAGAUUCGGCAGCAAGAGACACUGCGGAAGUUCAAUGAAGAGCAAGCUCGUCAUGCGGAGGCAAGCCGACGUCGGAAAGAUGCGGAGGCACAAGAGGUCGCACAGCUGGAGCACGCCAUGGCACAGCAGGCUGCCGAUGCUAAGCGGCAACAAGAACUAGCAGAAGAGCAGCGAAGGAAGAAGCAGCAGGAGAUGGCGAAGCAAAUGGCCGACGCUGCAAAGGAAGCGGCGGAGCAAAAGGUUCUACGCAAGCAAGAGGAGGCUGAAAAGGACAUUGCAAUGAUGAAAGCGCAGAUUGCCGUGAUGGAAGCGCAGGAGCAGCAGCGCGCUCAAUCUUUUCAAAGAAUGAAGGAGAAGCAGGGGAAGGCGCAAGCGCAAUACGAGGCCAAGGCCGGCAGCGAGCAGGCGAGGCUCCAGAAGGAGGAAGAAGAGCGGGCAAAGAGGUAUCAGGAUGAAAAGUUUGCCAGGGAUGAGGCAGCCUUCCAAGAGAAGAAGAAGCAGCUAAAACAGAUGCAAAUGGACGGAGUAGCCUUCCUCACCAGGCAGCUAGAAGAACAAGCAAAUGUGAAGGCUGCUGAGAAGGAAGAACAGCGUAGGUGUCGCGAGAACUCCGACCGUGACGCCGCCCGUGCCUGUGAAGAGGAAAAGCGUCAGGCCUUAGAGCGGAAGAAGAAGGAAAAGGAGAAUGCUGAUUUCUUGCAGCAGCAGAUCAACCAGAAGUCUGCUGCGAAGCGAGCAAACGAGCAGAUGACGGAGGUGGAGCAGUCGAUCAACAAGGACCGGCUAGAGAGGGCCAAAAAGCCUGAGACGCUCAACAUGUUGGCGCAGAACAAGCUCAGGUACUUGCACCGUGCGGUGCCUCAACACCCCUAG
This is a messenger RNA of Durusdinium trenchii, 1491 nucleotides long. The record is from the annotation of a GenBank genome assembly. Lineage: Eukaryota; Dinophyceae; Suessiales; Symbiodiniaceae.